Molecule: messenger RNA, 486 nt
Organism: Clonostachys rhizophaga
Lineage: Eukaryota; Fungi; Ascomycota; Sordariomycetes; Hypocreales; Bionectriaceae
Source: the annotation of a GenBank genome assembly
AUGCGUGUGUCUAUCGCUUCCACUCUUGGCCUCCUAGUCACUGGUGCCAUUGCAGAAUGCCCGUAUGCCAAACACCAAAGAGGGCCUAGCAAAUGUCCUUAUGCUAGCGAUCUCGUUCUCUUUACGAGCGAAAGACGUGCAGACGGACAGUCCGACAUCUACAGAAUUAAACCCGACGGCACCGGCCUCGAAACGCUUGUCGAGACAGACUCAUUCGAGGAUUCUGGAAGCUUGUCUCCUGAUGGCUCAAAGCUUGCCUACAUCUCCACCACCAUGAACUAUACGGCCAACGUCUUCGUCAAGGAUCUCCAUACAGGGGCUACGCAUAAUUUCACUGGAAGUGACGAGUCUGUAAUCAACUUUGCUGGCAUCAACUCGGGCAUUAACUACACAGCGUCCACUGAGACUCACCAAUAUCUCAACGGCUCUAUGCGCAACCCAUCAUGGUCACCUGAUGGCACUCAGGUCGUCUACGAAGUGUACUAA